Molecule: messenger RNA, 1452 nt
Organism: Toxotes jaculatrix (banded archerfish)
Lineage: Eukaryota; Metazoa; Chordata; Actinopteri; Toxotidae
Gene: vamp1
Product: vesicle-associated membrane protein 1
Exons: 5
Coding region: 25-384 (119 amino acids)
Biological process (GO): SNARE complex assembly; vesicle fusion; vesicle-mediated transport
Cellular component (GO): plasma membrane; SNARE complex
Molecular function (GO): SNAP receptor activity; syntaxin binding
Source: RefSeq, a predicted model, not a curated record
UAUCUCCAUCAUCCUGCCGCUGAGAUGUCUACUUCAGAAGCAGCAGGUACUCCAGGAGCUCCCGGGGCCCCAGAGGGUGAGGGGGGGCCCCCGGCUCCGGCCCCGAACUUGACGAGCAACAGGCGGCUGCAGCAGACACAGGCACAGGUGGACGAGGUGGUGGACAUCAUGCGUGUGAAUGUGGACAAAGUCCUGGAGAGAGACCAGAAGCUGUCGGAGCUGGACGACCGGGCUGACGCCCUGCAGGCCGGAGCCUCGCAGUUCGAAAGCAGCGCUGCCAAACUCAAGAACAAGUACUGGUGGAAAAACUGCAAGAUGAUGAUCAUGAUGGCAGUGAUAGGAAUUAUAUGUGUCGGAGUCAUCUUCUUGUAUUUCUUCUACUGAGCUGGUCUCCAGAGACGGAACCACAAGUCACGGGACGAGUCUGCACCCACACCACGGAGCCAAAUCCAGCCUUUCCUCAGUGCUCCCUCCUGCGCUUCAUCACCGAUGCCUUCCCCAGAAACCUUCAUGCAUGGUCUGUGAUGUGCUCCAGUGCCUCCUGUUUCCUCUGCUCCCAGCGGAAAAACUCUCUCCGGGCAGCUUUCAGCAGCUUCUUCUCCAGGAGAACCAGAUGAGUGCAGCUCAGUGCGUCAGGACAGUUUAAAUCAUGAGAAUUCUUUUCUUUUCCGACACUUGUGAUAUUGUCCUUAGUAACAAAUGUCAACCCUCGCAUGGCCGAGAAAAUGAAAAAUGAAAUACUUUGUUUUUGCUGCAGAUCUGAAAUCCAUUGAUCCAGGUUUGUUCAUCAAACACAGUGUCUGACAUGAACCUGGAGGCAGUUCACAUGGACGUUAGUUUAUCUUCAGUUCUCGUGUGCUGGGUGUGCACACGGGGAGGAAAAGCAAAGAAGGAUUUAGGAGGUGAAAUCUGACACAAACCUGUGGAGAAAUCAGCAUUUUAAACCUGGGUUAAUGGAUUUCUGCUUCCUGUCCCUCUCUGUCCGAACUGCACCUGUACAGUAUUUUACAGGGACGCUGCCCCCUUGCUGUCAGUGUCGGAACUGCGACUGAUGUGUUCCCACUUUGAGCAGAUGUUUACCUCCUCCUGUUGAAGUACAACAGGAACCUGUUAGUGUGACCAGCCUCUGUUUUCCUUAUUGUGACGGCAGCAGUGCCGGUUUUAGUUUUCUUGUGUUGUGAACCAACCCGACUCGUGUUUCCUGUGUCUGGUCUGAACGUGAAACGUUUGUUCUGAACCUGCUUGAACGUGAUUCCUGCGUGUGAAGGAUUUCUUUGAUUGAAAACCCUCAGAGUGGUGGAGAGCGUGUCUGCGUGGGACUGUCGAAAUUACAGGGGUGAUCAGGAAAAGAGAAAUUUAAAGUGGGUGAAGCUGAGUGUUAUACCCAGUGUAUUUAAUGGAAAUCAACUAUCUGACAGGCUAAGGUGAGAGGCACUGAUUUUCUGAUUAAGG